AUGAAGAAGACCACUGGGAACGCUGGCGCGCAGCCUCAGCCUGCCAGUAUUGAUAACAUGCACGGUGCCACCUUCAUCAUGGAGUCGUCGGCCGACAACAAACCGCUUGCCAUUAGCGCCGGUACUUUCAAUACUUCCAACGAGAAGCCCGAGCCAGAGAUCGAAUCGUUCCAAGAGCUAGAAGCAGGGCAGAAGCUUCAUCUCCCGCUUAUUCUUACCUUGGCUGGAGCAGCCUUUCUCAAUGCAAGUCAGGUGCUAGUUAUCAUCCUUCCCAGUAUCGGCCGAGACCUAGGUAUACCUGCUGAGCGCCAACAGUGGAUUAUCUCGGCCUAUUACCUUUCCUUUGGCUGCUUUCUGCUCCUUUUUGGUAGAUUUGCAGACAUCUUUGGACGUCGCUCCGUCUUCCUCAUCGGGUCCGCUUGGCUCACCAUCGUUACCAUCCUGGUUCCGUUCGCACCGAACGAAAUUGUCAUGGACCUAUUCCGAGGCCUACAAGGUCUGGGUGCAGCUGCCAACGUUCCGACUGCGAUCGGGAUCCUCGGUGCUACUUUCCAGCCCGGUAAGUAUAAGAACUACGCAUUUGCUAUCUACUCGGCCGGGUCUUCCUGCGGAUCGGUGCUAGGCAAUAUAUUUAGCGGUGUGAUCGCGCAGUACGUCAGCUGGAAAUGGAUAUUCUGGGUAUCCGCCAUCCUCUGUGGAAUUGUCACCGUGGCCGGUCAAAUAUUGAUCCCACACUCAAAGGUUGAGGCUUCCUCUUUCUCCGACCUUCUGGUCAAUGUUGAUUGGGUAGGCGGCACAUUGGUGACUGGAGCCAUAAUACUCCUUAACCUUGCUCUAACAGAAGGCAACGUUGUCGGAUGGACGAAGUCCUGGGUUCUGUUAUCGCUCCUGCUUUCCUUCGUUUUGUUACUCUUGUUCGCCUUGUGGAUAUGGUACCUUGAGAGGAAAACGGAGAGGCCGCCUCUCUUGAGGAUUUCUAUCUUCCGCAACAGCCGUUUCAAUGCCGCACAGGUCAUCAUGGCCACACUGUUUGCGGCUUUCAAUAACUACCUCGUCUACGCGACGUACUUCUACCAAGACUAUAUGGGACUCGGACCACUAGACACAGCUAUUCGGUUCAUACCGACAGGAAUCAUGGGCUUUGUGGGGAAUAUCAUUGCCGCCAAACUCCUCUCCCGUGUCCCGGGUUACUACCUCCUAGUUUUCAGCUGCAGCUGCGUGGGCAUUUCAUGCCUCCUUAUGGCCGUUCCCAUACCACCGUCGACUACCUACUGGGCUUACAGCUUCCCAGCCAUGUUGUUGUCUACAUUAGGAGCCGACAUUGUCCAUCCGACACUCAAUCUUUUCACAUUGCAGUGCUUACCUCUAGAAGAUCAGGCCCUCGGCGCGGCGCUGAUUACUGCUGUGUUGCAGGUGGGCAGGGCCGUUGGAAUCACGAUUGCAACCGUGGUGCAAAUAUCGGUAGAAAGGAGGGCCAUAAGCCACAGGGGAGUUGAGGGUGAUUUAUCUGCCUUACUCCAGGGACUUCACGCCAGCCAAUGGUUCAAUUUCUCGCUUGCCGUUGCCGCAUUCACUGUAGCUCUGCUGUUCUUCAGGGGCAAGGAAAAGGUAGGCGCGAUUUGA
Penicillium psychrosexuale is the source of this 1623-nucleotide messenger RNA. RefSeq lists its product as uncharacterized. The coding region runs from base 1 to 1623 and encodes 540 amino acids. The transcript is spliced from 3 exons. Gene Ontology annotation, cellular component: membrane. The record is from RefSeq and is a predicted model, not a curated record. Gene Ontology annotation, molecular function: transmembrane transporter activity. NCBI's taxonomy places the organism in Eukaryota, Fungi, Ascomycota, Eurotiomycetes, Eurotiales, Aspergillaceae. Gene Ontology annotation, biological process: transmembrane transport.